AAGUACAUUUGCGUCUCUUUUAUAACCAACAAAGAAAACGCCAAAAAUGGUGUUCUUGUGCUAACUAGCAUUUUUUAAAAAACAUAAAUAAAUAAAACGCUAAUUUCAUUUAGUCUUUAUAACAAUCCGAAGCGUUAAGUUGCUUAGAGGUGCAACAUGGCAGAAUCCCCCUUUCCUCUGCCCUCCCUGGGCCUGCUGGUCCCUCCUCUCCGGAUGAUGUCAGCAGUUAUGUGGCAGGUGGUGCGCCAGGGCAACACAAAGCAUUAUGGGAAGCUGGAGGAGUUUGUGUCCAUGGUAACGGAGGUGGUUCCAGAACUCCUGUCCAACAGACAGAGGUGGCUGCUCAUCCUGGCUCUCAGAGGACGGGUGACUCUGGAACUGAUCCGAUCUGGACAUCCUGAUGACCUCAAGGCUGUUCAAACACACCUGGAUAGAAUCACAGCAUCUGGUCUGAAACAGUCAAACGAUGCAGCGAUUGAAUUUGCUGAAGCCAACUUCCUGAAGCUGAUCCAGAGCCUAGUGGAAGACCCAGAUAGGAGGGAACACUUCUUCAAGGUGGUGUUCCCGGUGGAGUAUGGUCCUAACUUUGACUCUGUCUGUCAGGUGGUGUUCCCGGUGGAGUAUGGUCCUAACUUUGACUCUGUCUGUCAGGUGGUGUUCCCGGUGGAGUAUGGUCCUAACUUUGACUCUGUCUGUCAGGUGGUGUUCCCGGUGGAGUAUGGUCCUAACUUUGACUCAUCGCUGCAAACUCUGGUGUGCCACUUCCUGUCUAGGCUGGAGGAGCUGCUGCCGGUCCCAGACUUCAAACAGACUGCGUUGUUGAUCAGUGCUGCCCCCUCUGUUCUGGAGGACUACAUGCACUGUGUCUCUCACGGAGAGGACCUGAAGUCUCUGCUACAGAACCAACACUGCCCCGGGAAGCUGCCCAAGAGUGUUCCCUCGAGGACAGAGGACCGUCUCCUCGUCUCGUUAUCCUUCCCUCCAUCACUGAGACUGGCCAAUGCCUCGCGCCACAGCGCCCGCGACAGCCCGCCCUUGGAGAUCAGAGACGACCAGGGGGUUUCGACUGACAGUUUGACUGGCCAAUGGGCCGAGUUAAAAACAAGUGUGGAUAAAAAUACUGGAACAGAUUCAGUAGAAACCCAAGGAUCUGAAGGAGAGGAUCACCUGAAGGAGAGACGGAAGUCUGAGGAAGGACGAGAAGCAGUCGUCUCGGAGCACCAAUACUCCCUGAGCAGCACUACAGCUGAACACGCCCCAUCAGCCUCCUCCGGUGUGUCAUCGGAGCAGCCGCGGCAGCGCGUGGCCCACAAGUGCCCCCAGUGCGGCCGUUGUUUCAUUUACCGCUAUGAGAUGCUGGAGCACCAGAGACUCCACACAGGGGAGAACCCUUACAAGUGUUCCCAGUGUGGUAAGACCUUCAGAAGGUCCUCGGAGAUGUCCACUCACCGCCGAACGCAGUGCUCCAACGCUGCCUAUGUCUGUAUUAAAUGCGGAAGCAGUUUUGGGUCGGUCAGAGAGCGGGUCAGCCACAGGUGUUGUAGACGGGCCAGCGGUUUGGGUCAGGCGGGCCAGUUUGAGUGUCCGCAGUGUGGGAAAAUCUUCAAGUGGCACAACUCAUUAAAGAAACACCUGGUAACCCACUCCACUGACAAGGUCUUCAACUGCAGGUACUGUGGGGAGGGACCAUUCCCGGGCGUGGCGGAGCUGAGGGCCCACCAGAAGGCCCACGGUGCAGAAGACAAACCCUACAAGUGUAAACAGUGUGGAAAGGGCUUCAGCUCCCAGGUCUGGCAAAAUAACCACGAGCAGCGUCACUCCCAAGAGAGGUCAAAGAUCUGCCCCAGCUGUGGAAAGGCCUUCCGGUGCAAAGGAGACCUGAAGCUCCACAUGCGGACUCACACCGGGGAGAGACCGUACCAGUGUACCUACUGCACCAAGAGGUUCUCUGUGAACGGAAACCUGACGAUACACAUCAGGACUCACACAGGGGAGAAACCUUUCCUCUGCUCUGACUGCGGCAAGGCCUUCUGCUCCGCAGGAGAGCUGCAGAUCCACAGGAGAACACACACUGGGGAGAGACCGUACAAAUGCACCGUCUGUGAGAAAGGCUUCACCAUGGCCAGUAAGGUCACGCUUCACAUGCGGGUACAUACAGGAGUACGACCCUACAUCUGCCACGAGUGUGGUAAGGCGUUCUCUCGCGGUGCAGAGUUGAAGAAACAUGUUCUGAACCACACUGGGGUGAGACCGUACCCCUGCCAUCUCUGUUCCAAGACCUACACCUGUCUAAAUCACCUGAAGAGACAUUUAAAGACUCACUCUGCCUCCCAGUCGUUGGAUGUGAGCAGUGGAUCGACUGUAGAAUGACCACUUGCAGAGGAAAUCCGUAUUGUGAAUAUAAAAUGUUAUUUUCUAACGACUGCUCGUAAGGAGUGCAAUAUACUUUAUUGUUAAUAUCGGGACUAGAACGCUGCUUAUAUAUUUAUUUUUUAGAGGAAGUGGAAUGUUUUUUUGCUGCUGUAGAAGUUGAGUCUGGGAACAAGGUCAUGUGUUUGUCUUCAGUUGAGGCUCAUCUAAAUAUCACCGUGCUUUCAGCUUGUUGAAAUUUCACAUGCCAAGUUUAACUAACUAUAAUUUGUGGUCCCUCCCAACCAUCUAGUUAUGAGGGUGUGUGAAUACAUCUUCUGCACAUAAAAAAAAAAAAAACACUUAGUCAUUUACUUUGAUCAAGUUAAUUAUGUUUAUUGAAAUGAAUCACUUUCACAGGAAAAUAAAUAAAAGUGAUGAAACUA
Molecule: messenger RNA, 2795 nt
Organism: Oncorhynchus tshawytscha (Chinook salmon)
Lineage: Eukaryota; Metazoa; Chordata; Actinopteri; Salmoniformes; Salmonidae
Product: zinc finger protein ZFMSA12A
Exons: 9
Coding region: 157-2370 (737 amino acids)
Source: RefSeq, a predicted model, not a curated record